UUCUCUGCUAAUCCAGCCAACCCCUCUUCCACGUUCAAAAACUAGUAAAAUCCAAUAUUAGAAGAAGAAGAAGAAGAAGAAGAAGAAGAAGAAGAAUAUGACUACGGACCCUGAGUUCCCAUCGAUGUUCAGAUGCCCCAUCUCCUUAGAACUAAUGGAAAACCCAGUCACCGUCUCCACCGGCAUCUCCUACGAACGCCGCAGCAUCGAAAAAUGGCUUUUUACCUACAAAAAAACCACCUGUCCGGCCACCAUGCAACUCCUCUCCUCCUUCGACCUGAUCCCCAACCACACACUCAAAAACCUCAUCCUCUCAUGGCGCGCCCAACAUCAAUAUCCCUCCCCUUCUUCCCCAGCUUCCUCAUCCCAACACCUCCAACUUACCUCCAUAUUUUCUUCCAUCAAAUCCUCCCCUUUCAAAGCCAACUCCCUGAAACAACUCCGCUCCUUCACCACCCAAAACCACUCCCUCUUCAUCGCCUCCGGCGGCGUCGAAGCUCUCCGCCGCAUAAUCAUCGACCACUCCUCCGAUUACACCGCCUUCCGAGCUUGCGAGGAAGCGCUCGGACUUCUCAACGCCCUUCCUUUCGACUACGACGACGAAUCCAUCGAGCUUCUUUCAAAUAAAGACAUCAUCAACUCCAUACUUGUCAUUCUCCAGCGCGGCAGCGCAGAAGCAAGACUCGAUGCCAUAACCAUCCUACAAAGAAUGUCAACAGUCAAUCCUUCUUUCACCGACCAGCUCCAUCACAACGGUUUCGACGCCUUCAAAUCUCUUCUCGAUCUCCUCUCCGACGAUAUUUCCACUCGGCUUAGCUCAUCUUCCCUUGAUCUCCUCUUAACCGCUUUGGCAAAUUCCAAACCUAAUCGUCUAAGCGCUAUCGAAGCCGGAGCGGUUUGCGUGCUGAUCGAGUUGCUUCCGGAUGCGGGAAGACACAAAGGGGAGAGAACGCUGUUGCUUCUGAAAAGAUUGUGCGAGUGCGCGGAGGGGAGAAGGGUCUUUGCAGAUCACGGGUUGGGAGUUGCAGCGGUUUCGAGCAAAAUAGCGAGAGAGUUCGACGCGGAGACGAAGCUGGCGGUUAAAGUGCUGUGGUUAGUUUGUAGUUUUUUGCCGACGAAGAAAGUGGUUGACGAAAUGAUGGUUUGUGGAGCGGUGAAGAAGCUGUUGGGCUUGAUUCAUGUCGAUGACGGGCAAUCGUCGACCAAGGAGAAGGCGUUGAAAAUGGUGAGGAUGCAUGGAGAUUCGUGGAGACAGUCGCCUUGUUUUCCAUGUGAGCUUAGAGCAGUGCAGUAUUUUUAAAAUAUUGUUAAUUAAUGAUUUGAAAUAUAUAUAUAUAUUAUAGUAGUUUCAGUGUAUUUUCAAACGUUUUUUAUGAUAAUUAAUUAAGGAGUUGGUAUCUUGAUUUUUGUUAA
Dendrobium catenatum is the source of this 1413-nucleotide messenger RNA. RefSeq names its product E3 ubiquitin-protein ligase PUB23. Lineage: Eukaryota; Viridiplantae; Streptophyta; Magnoliopsida; Asparagales; Orchidaceae. The coding region runs from base 98 to 1300 and encodes 400 amino acids. The record is from RefSeq and is a predicted model, not a curated record. Gene Ontology annotation, molecular function: ubiquitin protein ligase activity. Gene Ontology annotation, biological process: protein ubiquitination. The transcript has a single exon.